Molecule: messenger RNA, 1587 nt
Organism: Labeo rohita (rohu)
Lineage: Eukaryota; Metazoa; Chordata; Actinopteri; Cypriniformes; Cyprinidae
Product: claudin-3
Exons: 1
Coding region: 105-752 (215 amino acids)
Biological process (GO): cell adhesion; bicellular tight junction assembly
Cellular component (GO): plasma membrane; bicellular tight junction
Molecular function (GO): structural molecule activity
Source: RefSeq, a predicted model, not a curated record
CAUUGGCUCAAAUUAGACUUAUACUACAGGCUCCAAAACUGCUGUCUAGUUAUUUUACCAGCAUCUCUGGCAUUGCUUAGCUGGCACAGAUCCUUCAAGAAGACAUGUCUUUAGGCCUGGAGCUCAUAGGAAUCGUGUCAUGUGUGCUGGGCUGGCUUUUGGCCAUCGUGGCUUGUGCUCUCCCCAUGUGGAGGGUCACAGCCUUCAUCGGCUCCAACAUCGUGACGGCUCAGAUUAUCUGGGACGGCCUGUGGAUGUCCUGCGUGGUUCAGAGCACUGGACAGAUGCAGUGUAAAGUCUAUGACUCCAUGCUGGCUCUCUCUCAGGACCUCCAGGCAGCUCGAGCGCUGACUGUCAUAUCCAUCCUUCUGACCGUCCUGGCUGUGCUGGUGUCCAUCGGAGGAGCAAAGUGCACUAACUGCAUUGAGGAAGAGUCAUCUAAAGCUAAAGUCAUGAUUCUAGGAGGGGUGCUGUUCAUCGUGGCUGGGCUUAUGCAGCUCAUUCCCAUAUCCUGGUCUGCCAACAGCAUCAUCAGGGACUUUUACAACCCUUUGCUGCCUGACGCUCGUAGACGGGAGCUGGGAGCAGCGCUCUACAUCGGCUGGGCAGCAGCUGCGCUCCUGAUUUUGGGAGGCUCGCUGCUUUGUUGCUCCUGCCCUCCACAGGAGAAAAAAUACAACCCGUCUCGGAUGCCGUAUCCUGCGUCUCGCUCGACAGGUGGGGGAGGAUAUGACAGAAGAGACUAUGUUUGAAACAACGAAAAGAUGACUCUGGAUUCAGUGUUGCGGUGCUCAAUACAUGAGCAUCAUUUUCUGGAAAAGAAGUAAAAUAUGCCACGCAUUCUACAUCAUGGGAGAAACAUGUCUGAUGAAGUUGUUUGAUGUUUUUGGUCUCCAUGUAAGUGUGAUGCUGGCUGUUCCGAAUAUAAGGACACUGACAGUGAGAAAUUACCUUUUGUAAUUGGUAUGAAAAUGCAAACUAGGAGUGUUACACUCGACUGAAAUCUCAACGAAGCACCAUUUUCAGUCAACUGAGGUGUAUAAAGUUGAUGUUGUGUUUGUUGCUUUUUUGUUUUAGUUUUUUAUUCUUCAUUUGAACUAGUUGCACUAAGAAUUUAUAUCUAAUUUAGAUUCAUUUUUGAAUGUGUGUUCACUAUAUGUUGUAGAAUUUAAAAUGUCAUUAUCCUUUUUUUUUCUGAAACCAUUAACUAGACAUACUAUAUGAUUCAAACUGUAAUUUAUUUAUAUGAUUGUUCUUAUCUAGUACAAAUGGAAUUUGAGAAGAACAUACAUUUCAUUAUUGAUUUAUAAACAUUUCCAGCUACAAAUUUGUAUGCUAAAAUUUAAUACACUAAGCUAAAAGCUGGCCCUAGGGUCAUUUAAGUGUGGCCCAGAAUUGUGGAAGGAGAGUUGAAAUGGUGGGAGUUUGAGUGUUUUAUUUGUGAGCACUGACGCAGAAAGAACAGCUGAGGAGUACAGGUUUCUGUAAGGUAAUUUUGUCCUACAGUGUCCAUAUUGUAGUCUGUGUAGGCUGAUAUGUAGUGCUGAACAUCAAGAUGUUGUACCUUUGUGUUCGAGUACAACAAUA